GCGGCGCAAACGUGAUGAAGACAGGCAUGAUAUAAAAAAGAUGAAAGGCUACACGCUGCUUUCCGAGGGUAUUGAUGAGAUGGUAGGAAUUAUAUAUAAGCCCAAAACAAAGGAGACUCGUGAAACCUAUGAAGUUUUACUGAGCUUCAUUCAGGCAGCUCUGGGGGAUCAGCCUCGAGACAUUCUCUGCGGAGCUGCCGAUGAAGUGCUAGCUGUCCUGAAAAAUGAGAAGCUACGAGACAAGGAACGGCGAAAAGAGAUUGACCUCUUGCUGGGCCAGACAGAUGACACCCGUUACCACGUCCUGGUUAAUCUGGGCAAGAAGAUCACAGAUUACGGCGGGGACAAGGAGAUCCAGAAUAUGGAUGACAACAUCGAUGAGACCUACGGAGUGAAUGUACAGUUUGAGUCCGACGAAGAGGAAGGAGAUGAGGAUGUCUAUGGCGAAGUCCGAGAUGAAGCAUCUGAUGAAGACCUGGAAGGCGAUGAAGCUGUCGUUCGCUGUACCCUCUCGGCUAACCUGGUGGCUUCCGGUGAGCUGAUGUGCUCCAAGAAGAAAGAUCUGCACCCCAGGGACAUUGACGCCUUUUGGCUGCAACGCCAGCUGAGCCGUUUCUAUGACGACGCCAUCGUGUCCCAAAAAAAGGCAGACGAAGUGCUGGAAAUCUUGAAGACGGCCAGCGAUGACCGAGAAUGUGAGAAUCAACUGGUUCUCCUCCUGGGAUUUAACACGUUUGACUUCAUUAAAGUGCUGAGACAGCACAGAAUGAUGAUCCUCUACUGCAGUCUCCUGGCAAGUGCUCAGAGUGAAGCCGAGAAGGAGAGGAUUAUGGGUAAGAUGGAAUCGGACCCCGAGUUGUCAAAGUUCCUGUAUCAGCUGCAUGAAACGGAGAAGGAAGAUUUGAUCCGGGAAGAGCGCUGUCGCCGGGAACGUGUCCGUCAGUCCCGCAUGGACACCGACUUAGAAACCAUGGAUCUGGACCAAGGAGGCGAGGCCCUGGCCCCUCGGCAAGUGUUGGACCUGGAAGACCUGGUGUUUGCCCAAGGAAGCCACUUCAUGGCCAACAAGCGGUGCCAACUGCCCGAUGGCUCGUUCCGCAAACAGCGCAAAGGCUACGAGGAAGUCCAUGUCCCUGCUCUUAAGCCCAAGCCCUUCGGAUCGGAAGAGUCUCUCAUAAUCCAGGGUGCCGGGAAGACCAACGUGGCUUUGAUGUGCAUGCUGCGGGAGAUUGGAAAGCACAUCAAUCUGGACGGGACGAUCAACAUUGAUGACUUCAAAAUUAUCUACAUCGCACCUAUGAGGUCCCUGGUGCAGGAGAUGGUGGGCAGCUUUGGAAAGCGCUUGGCCACUUAUGGGAUUACGGUGGCGGAGCUGACUGGUGACCACCAGUUGUGCAAAGAAGAAAUCAAUGCUACUCAGAUCAUCGUCUGCACCCCAGAGAAAUGGGACAUCAUCACUCGCAAAGGAGGGGAGCGCACCUAUACCCAGUUAGUGCGCCUCAUUAUCUUGGAUGAAAUUCACCUUCUCCAUGACGACCGGGGGCCAGUUCUGGAAGCCUUGGUGGCCAGAACUAUCCGCAACAUCGAGAUGACCCAGGAGGACGUACGGCUGGUUGGACUGAGUGCCACCCUUCCGAACUACGAGGAUGUGGCUACCUUCCUGAGGGUGGAACCCACCAAAGGACUGUUCUACUUUGACAACAGCUUUCGCCCGGUUCCCCUGGAGCAGACUUACGUGGGAAUUACAGAGAAAAAAGCCAUCAAGCGCUUUCAGAUUAUGAAUGAAAUUGUCUAUGAGAAGAUCAUGGAGCAUGCUGGGAAGAACCAGGUGCUUGUGUUCGUCCACUCCCGAAAGGAGACGGGGAAGACAGCGCGAGCCAUCCGAGAUAUGUGCCUGGAGAAAGACACGCUGGGCCUCUUCCUGCGAGAGGGCUCUGCUUCCACGGAGGUCCUGAGGACAGAAGCUGAGCAGUGCAAGAAUUUGGAACUUAAAGACCUGCUCCCCUAUGGAUUUGCCAUUCACCACGCAGGCAUGACUAGAGUGGAUCGAACGUUGGUGGAAGAUUUGUUUGCAGAUAAACACAUUCAGGAUGCAGUGAACUGGCUUGGCUACACUUAUCUCUACAUCCGGAUGCUGAGAUCGCCAAAUCUCUACGGCAUCUCCCAUGACGACAUGAAAGGAGACCCGUUGCUGGACCAACGCCGACUGGACUUGGUGCACACAGCAGCCCUGAUGCUGGACAAAAACAAUUUAGUCAAAUACGAUAAGAAGACGGGGAAUUUCCAGGUGACUGAGCUGGGCCGCAUCGCCAGCCACUAUUACAUCACCAACGAGACCAUACAAACCUACAAUCAGUUGCUCAAGCCCACCUUGAGUGAGAUUGAACUCUUCCGCGUCUUCUCCCUGUCCUCCGAGUUCAAGAACAUCACCGUGAGAGAGGAAGAGAAACUGGAACUUCAAAAGCUGCUUGAGAGGGUCCCGAUUCCAGUGAAAGAGAGCAUUGAGGAACCAAGUGCCAAGGUAAGUUCUUCCAAGUCCAGGAAAGUCUGGAUUUGUUUAAUUUUUACAGUGCGUGCCUGUUUUUACUCUAACCAUACUCUAACCAUGUCAACAUUGACUGUAUUGAUCUCUGACCUCCCGCAGGUUCUGGUCUCCACAGCAACCUUGGCUUGGGGUGUCAACCUCCCUGCUCACACGGUCAUCAUCAAAGGGACACAGAUUUACAGUCCUGAGAAAGGGCGCUGGACUGAGCUGGGUGCCCUGGACAUCUUGCAGAUGUUGGGUCGUGCCGGAAGACCUCAGUAUGACACAAAGGGCGAGGGCAUCCUGAUCACGUCCCAUGGCGAGCUGCAGUACUACCUCUCUCUUCUCAACCAGCAGCUUCCCAUCGAGAGCCAGAUGGUGGCCAGGCUCCCUGAUAUGCUAAAUGCAGAGAUUGUGCUGGGGAACGUCCAGAAUGCCAAGUUCUGCCCGGCCAGUAGAUUUGACACUAUUCGUCUUCUGUCUCUUGUUUCUUUCCCUUGCUUUCUUCAGGGUUUCAACAUCAGCCACACGCAGACUCGCCUGCUCUCCAUGGCUAAGCCUGUCUACCACGCCAUCAUGAAACAUUCCCCCAAGAAGCCGGUCAUCGUGUUUGUCCCCUCUCGCAAGCAGACCCGGCUGACGGCCAUCGACAUCCUCACCACCUGCGCUUCAGAUGUCCAGAGACACAGGUUUCUGCACUGCACUGAGAAGGACGUGGCCCCCUACCUGGACAAGCUGAACGACAACACCUUGAAAGAGACUGUGGUGAACGGGGUGGGCUACCUGCACGAGGGGCUGACCUCCAUGGAACGAAGAGUGGUGGAGCAGCUGUUCAGCUCAGGGGCCAUCCAGGUAGUGGUGGCAUCACGGAGCCUCUGUUGGGGGAUGAACUUAGCUGCCCACCUGGUGAUCAUCAUGGACACGCAAUACUACAACGGGAAGAUCCACGCGUAUGUGGAUUAUCCAAUCUAUGAUGUCCUACAGAUGGUGGGCCGUGCUAAUCGCCCGUUACAGGAUGACGAAGGACGCUGUGUUAUUAUGUGCCAGGGGUCCAAGAAGGUGAGCCAAGAUGGGAAGUAGGUAGAUUCCUUCACUGCAUAGGAGCUGGGACUCCUAGAAUUUGACAUACUCCUAGCACUGAAGAGCUUUCAAGCUGAGUGGCCACAAUCUCAGUGUUCUGACCGAGGCUUCCCGAGAGCAUGAAGCCAACUCCUUGUUCCAACAA
Molecule: messenger RNA, 3749 nt
Organism: Thamnophis sirtalis
Lineage: Eukaryota; Metazoa; Chordata; Lepidosauria; Squamata; Natricidae
Source: RefSeq, a predicted model, not a curated record